Molecule: messenger RNA, 685 nt
Organism: Leguminivora glycinivorella
Lineage: Eukaryota; Metazoa; Arthropoda; Insecta; Lepidoptera; Tortricidae
Gene: CPR32
Product: endocuticle structural glycoprotein SgAbd-2-like
Exons: 4
Coding region: 124-561 (145 amino acids)
Cellular component (GO): chitin-based extracellular matrix
Molecular function (GO): structural constituent of chitin-based larval cuticle
Source: RefSeq, a predicted model, not a curated record
CGGCGCACAGUAUACUCCAAUUUCACGAGCUACACCGCUCGUAUAAAAGCUGAGGUUGCCGAUCUGAAAAAUCAUUCCCGCCUCACACAUCUUCCGAGGAUCACCGAAAAAGCUGUAUAAAAAAUGAAAUCGUUCGUCGCCCUGUCCGCCCUGCUCGCCGUCGCCUGCGCAGCGCCCCAGUUCCAGCAACAGUACCAACAGAGCCAGGUGAUCCCGAUCGUCAGGCAGAGCCAGGAGGUCAACUUUGAUGGAUCCUACCAGUACAGCUAUGAGACCGGCAACGGCAUCGCAGCACAAGAGCAGGGCUACCUGAAGAACGCGGGAGUCAAGGACGCCGAGGCGCAGGUCGCGCAGGGCUCUUACAGCUACACGUCCCCUGAGGGCAUCCCCAUCACCGUCACAUACGUCGCUGACGAGAACGGUUUCCGUGCCGAGGGUGCCCAUCUGCCCACCCCUCCCCCGAUCCCGGAGGCCAUCCUCCGCUCCCUCCAGCUGAUCCAGCAGACGCAGCCGCAGCAGCAGUUCCAGCAGCAGCCCUUCCAGCAGAACUUCCGAGGCUAACUCCGACCGACCCGAUACUCAUACGCGUGUACCUAGAGCAUACUCAUGUAAUUUAAAUGUAGGAGUUUUACUGUGAUUUAUUUUUUAUGUAAUGAAUUUUAUAUAUUAAAUGAAAUAAAUAAUA